This is a messenger RNA of Penaeus vannamei (Pacific white shrimp), 559 nucleotides long. The record is from RefSeq and is a predicted model, not a curated record. NCBI's taxonomy places the organism in Eukaryota, Metazoa, Arthropoda, Malacostraca, Decapoda, Penaeidae.
CCUUCCUGGCGUCGACUCUCAACGCUUUUAGUUGUAACUUGCUCUACUGUAGAAUGUCGCCACGACUGAAGCCCUUACGGAGAGGCAGACGCCCACCGACCAAGUUUGGUUCAGGGAGGGGAGUGGCGGACACGGCUAGAAUGGGAGAGGAAACCCAACAGGAGAUAACGGGAGCAUGGACAUCACUGAAGAAGGACUACAACAUGAUAGUCAUCCCUGCAUACCUCUAUGAGGCUGACGCUCACUAUUUGUGCUUGCAUGAUUUCCGAUUUCCCAAUAUUGAUCCUGAACGCCGACUAAAACGGGUUGCUUGGAGGCGUCAGAACAAAUACGGUUCUCCCUGGAAUUCAACUGGCAAGAACAUUUACCUUUGUGCACAUCGAGACUGUGGCGAUUUUUCAUUGCUUCACGAGUAGCAGUUGAUUUGGAAUAUGAUCUUCACUGAAGAUAAACUACAAAAUAUUAGUCAUCCCUGCCUACCACUAUGAGACUUACGAUCCCUGUUUGUGCUUGCAUGGUAAAAUAGAACACCUUGUUUACUGUUUUUGUUUGCUAAUGC